Molecule: messenger RNA, 3405 nt
Organism: Cladophialophora psammophila CBS 110553
Lineage: Eukaryota; Fungi; Ascomycota; Eurotiomycetes; Chaetothyriales; Herpotrichiellaceae
Product: H+/K+-exchanging ATPase
Exons: 2
Coding region: 1-3405 (1134 amino acids)
Biological process (GO): potassium ion import across plasma membrane; intracellular potassium ion homeostasis; sodium ion export across plasma membrane
Cellular component (GO): membrane
Molecular function (GO): ATP hydrolysis activity; P-type sodium:potassium-exchanging transporter activity; ATP binding
Source: RefSeq, a predicted model, not a curated record
AUGGCCCCCCAAGACAAUAUUGGCGGUAGUUCCGAAAAGAACCCCGUGGCUGUUACCUCCUCUGCUGGCAAUGACGGAGAGCUUACCCCUACUCUCGCAGCGAGACGCCAUAUCCGAUACAUCGACGAUGAUGAGGAGAAUGGUGGCCCAUCUGCCGCUGUCGAUAUUGGCCACCCGUUGAAGAGGCGAGGCUCUACCUACUCUGUGCAUUCACUUUCCAGUGUUCGGAGCGGACAACGCUUUGUCGACCCAUCAGUCAUCCUGCCAGUCCAAUACCGAACUCUCAGCUAUGAUAUCACGAACGUCAAGGCCAUUGAAAGUGCAAAGAACGCUCGCGAGAAGGCGGCGAUCGAUGUUGGAGGCUUUGAUUGGCAUCUUCUCACCCCCAAAGAGAUCUGUAUGCGAUUAAGUACUUCAACAGAAUACGGCCUUUCAGCCACCGCCGUGAAAGAGAAGAUUGCAGAAUUCGGCCGCAAUGUGCCCUCCCCGCCACCGUCCAGGCUGGCUCAGAAGUUGUUCGGUUAUUUCUUUGGAGGCUUUGGCUCCAUUUUGCUGGGCGGCAGCAUCCUCGUCUUUGUGUCUUGGAAACCCUUGGGUCAACCUCCAGCGGUUGCCAAUCUUGCUCUGGGCAUUGUUCUUGCCGCUGUCUUUUUCAUUCAGGCUGCGUUCAACGCCUGGCAAGACUUCUCGUCUUCCAGGGUCAUGAACAGUAUCACUGGCAUGUUGCCCGAAGCCUGCCGUGUUCUACGCGAUGGAAGCAAGCAAACAAUUCAAGCCCCCGAAGUCGUACCUGGCGACAUCCUCCAUUUCAAAGCGGGCGACAAACUGCCUGCCGAUAUCCGAUUUAUUGAUGUCUCGACGGACGCCAAGUUUGACAGGAGCAUCUUGACUGGAGAAUCGCUUCCUUUGGCUGCUGUCACCGAGUCCCAUGAGCCCAACUAUCUUGAGACAAGAUGUAUCGGCAUGCAAGGUACUCACUGCACCUCUGGUAGUGGUGUUGGCAUUGUGGUGUCUACUGGCGAUGACACCGUCUUUGGCCAUAUUGCCAAAUUAACAAGCCAGCCCUCGAUCGGCAGAACCAAUCUCCAGAAAGAGGUUCUGCGCUUCGUCUUCAUCAUUGUCGGUCUAAUGGUCUUCAUGAACAUCAUCGUCGUUGCAGUUUGGGGAGGUUAUAUCCGACAAGCACACCACAGCUACAUCAAUGUGCCCACGCUCAUUGUUGACCUCGUCAGUGUGGCAAUUGCUUUUGUUCCCGAAGGCUUGCCGAUUGCUCUCACAGCAUCGCUCACUAUCACGGCCAAUAUCAUGAAGAAGAAUAACAUUCUCUGCAAGUCGUUGAAGACUGUCGAGACUCUCGGCUCUGUCUCCGUUCUCCUGUCCGACAAAACCGGAACGUUGACGAAAAACCAAAUGGCGGUAACAGAUUGCCUGAUCGGUUUCAGUGCCAUGACCGCGGAAGAGGCAUCUCGAGAAAUGGCAACGGAAGGUACCAAUAGCAAGUCGAAGAAAGUGGCACUACAGCAAGUACGUGUGCUGUCAGCGGUAUGCAAUGCAGGAGAGUUUGAUCCGACCACGAUUCAUCUACCCCUCGCCCAGAGAAAAAUCCUCGCAGAUGCAACUGACCAGGCUAUCUUGCGACUCUCGGAAAAUUUAGGCCCUGUCACGCAGUCUCGCAACAUGUGGCGCAAGAGAUUCGACCUGGCAUUCAACUCCAAGAACAAAUUUGCGUUGAGAGUCGUCUCUCCUGAGAACGCAGCGGCGGUUUCAGCGACCAUGAGUGCCUUGGAGGCGAAUUCUUUCAACAGUGAGAACGACCUGCUAUUGAUGAUCAAAGGUGCUCCAGAUAUUCUUCUUCCGAGAUGCACGAAAUACGUCGGAGAAGAUGGCGAGGUCUACACUCUUGACGACGGUGUUCGUUCUUCCGUAGAAGCUAUCAAGGAUGCAUGGUCCAGCCAGGGUAAACGAGUCCUUCUCCUGGCCCGCAAACCUCUUCCUGCGAGUAUGGUGCAAUCGGCGCCCAACGACAAUACAUUCGAGGCUGAAGCCCUACGGCACGCGGGAGCUGGACUCACUCUGAUAUCACUGGUUGGAAUUGUUGAUCCUCCCAGAGACGAGGUGCCGAGUGUUAUCCAGACCCUUCGUCGCGCAGGGAUCCGCACGAUGAUGGUAACUGGCGACUUCAAGCUGACCGCCCAAGCUAUUGCCCGUUCGUGUGGUAUUAUCACGGUUGCCAACAGCGAAAUUCACACGGUUGAUAACCUUCCUCGUUUCCCUCCCUCAGACGUGGUCGAGAAGAAACGCCAGAAGAAGUCAAAUCGGCUCCCUUCGGAGAACAAAGCUAUUGUUUUGACGGGUCCCGACCUGAUGACACUCCUACCGCACCAAUGGAGCGCCCUCACGACUCAGUAUAGCGAGGUUGUCUUUUCACGCACCACACCGGAUCAAAAGCUGCGCAUCGUCAGGGAGUUCCAGUCUCAAGCCUUUGUCGUGGCCAUGACCGGCGAUGGUGUUAACGACGCACCCAGUCUCAAACAAGCAGAUAUUGGCAUCUCGCCGGCUUCUGGCUCUGAUAUCGCAAUCGAAGCAUCCGACAUGGUACUCUUGGGUUCGUUCUCUGCGAUCCCUGAGGCAGUCUUGUAUGGACGCGUUGUUUUCGACAACUUGAAGAAGACCAUUGCAUACCUUCUGCCUGCUGGUUCGUUCUCCGAGUUCUGGCCGGUCAUGACGAGCGUCAUCUUUGGUCUCCCCCAGGUCCUCUCCAGCUUUCUCAUGAUCAUCAUCUGCUGUUUUACCGACUGUGUCGCUGCUACAAUGCUAGCGUACGAAAAGCCUGAAGCCAAUGUCAUGCUGCGCCCUCCACGAGACAUCCACAAAGACCGUCUCGUCGACUGGCGUUUGUUGCUCCAAGCAUAUGGCUUAGUUGGUAUCCUGGAGACGACCUGCUCAUUCGCAAUGAGCUUUUGGUACCUGCAACGCCAAGGCCUCUCGUUCGGCACGCUGUGGUUCUCCUUUGGCAAUAUUCCUAUCCCACCAGGACAGACCGAGGACGACGUAUCGUACCACCUGACUGUGGCCAGCGCGAUCUACUUCGUCACGCUCGUGGUGAUGCAGUGGUUCAACGUCAUGGCUCUCCGAACUCGCCAUCUUUCCAUCUUCUCGCAUCCACCCAUUUUCAACCACAAGACACAGAAUUUGUUGCUGUUCCCGGCCAUUCUCUUUGCGCUCGUCAUCGCAUUGAUAUUCACUCUUGUGCCUGGCAUCGACUACCUUGGAUGCGAGAAGGUCCCUGUCGAACACUGGUUCAUUCCCAUGACAUUUGGCAUUGGACUUCUGAGCUUGGACGAGUUGAGGAAGAUGGUCGUGAGAAAAUACCCGAGCGGUAUUCUAGCUAAAAUAGCAUGGUAG